CCACGGCAAGAAAGAUAUCAGUUCGGUGGUGGCCCGGCGAAUAUAUGACUAUACGACCAACUCCCAUCAAAAUCCGAAUGGUUAAUAUUAACACUUGGUUUAUACAUUAUGUGCCGUUGCCGACACGGAGAAGUUGAAAAGUCACCUAACAUUAUAGAAAAUUGUUGAUACACUAUCAGCUUUUAUGCAGAGGCUAAAUGAGUGCAACCGAGUGUUGCUGGCUGGUGGCUGCUGACUGAUCGGAACGGCGUGGAAUAUAUCAAAAUCUACGUAAUCUGUUUUAUUACAGCGUCUUAACGCAGUGUGCGCGCGCUACCAAAUCGACCAUUUUACACAUGCACACAGCUCCAUAAAGUGGAAAUUGAAUUAUGACGUGCACUUAACGCAUUGGAGAUCAGAUGUCCGACGAAUGUUCUAAUUUGGCUUCAUUGGACUGAUCCGACAAGUUUUUUUCCCAAUAUGCCAAUCGAUAUGGAAGACCGCACCGGUAACAGGAAGAAACUAAUUGUUGUGGGAGAUGGCGCCUGUGGAAAGACAUGUCUGCUGUAUCGUUUUGCUGAAAAUAAAUUCUUCGAGGAAUACGUGCCAACAGUAUUUGAGAGUAUGACCGCAAAUUUUGAAGUGGACGGAAAUAUGGUUGAGCUAGUGUUGUGGGACACAGCCGGUCAAGAGGAAUUUGAUCGCCUUCGGCCUCUGAGUUAUCCAAACACUGAUGUCAUCCUGAUUUGUUUUUCCGUGGAUAACCCCAGCAGCCUGGAUAAUGUCAGAAAUGUGUGGGUGCCAGAGGUGCGACAUUUUUGCCCAAAAACUCCUCUUGUCUUAGUUGGCAACAAAAAGGACUUAAGAAAUGAUAGAACCGUUUUAGAGCAGCUACAGAAACAACGCCAGGAGCCGGUUAAAGGGAGCGAAGCCAAGAACCUUGCGGAAAAGAUUGGUGCAUAUGGCUAUUAUGAAAACUCCGCCAAAACCGGCGACGGUGUGCAGGAAGUAUUCCAAGCAGCUUGCCGGGCGAUCGGCAGUGCCAAAAAGAAGAGCCCGACACCGGCCAGUAAACGAUGCCGGAUUCUGUGAUAUGCAUUUCCAGAACAACUAUGACCUAACUGCAGCUGUGGGAGGACUUUAUUCGUUGCGGUCUCUGUUGGUUUUUGUUCCCAGAACCAGAUUCCGGUAUCAAACAUUUGAGUUAUCAAAGAAAAGUUUUGAUGUUUUUUAAAGAAAAAUUUUUUUUUCUGGCAACAGACUUUUUGUUACACGAAGGACAAUUUUUUGCUAGUGAAUUUAUAGUUUUUGUUUCAUAGUUUCUAAGUUGAUUGUGUGGCAGUUGAACCAUUUUUCAGUGGUACUACAAUGACCCUUUGCAGAUAUAUACAGCCACUCUUCUAGUGUUCCUUAUAAAACUUUUGCGGCUGA
This is a messenger RNA of Paramacrobiotus metropolitanus, 1410 nucleotides long. Its product is annotated as ras-like GTP-binding protein RHO. The transcript is spliced from 5 exons. The coding region runs from base 460 to 1071 and encodes 203 amino acids. Gene Ontology annotation, molecular function: GTPase activity; GTP binding. Gene Ontology annotation, biological process: small GTPase-mediated signal transduction. The record is from RefSeq and is a predicted model, not a curated record. NCBI's taxonomy places the organism in Eukaryota, Metazoa, Tardigrada, Eutardigrada, Parachela, Macrobiotidae.